Molecule: messenger RNA, 690 nt
Organism: Arachis duranensis
Lineage: Eukaryota; Viridiplantae; Streptophyta; Magnoliopsida; Fabales; Fabaceae
Exons: 2
Coding region: 1-690 (229 amino acids)
Biological process (GO): DNA integration
Molecular function (GO): nucleic acid binding
Source: RefSeq, a predicted model, not a curated record
AUGCUAAAAGAACCGGCAGUUACCCUCCACUUGACAAAGGCAGACCCCUCUUGGUUGGACCCAAUCGUCGAUUUCCUUAAAAGCGGCAAACUCCCUGACGACGAGAAAGUAGCUAAAGUGCUGAGAAGGGAGGCAGCAAAAUACACGACCAUACAGGGACAACUAUAUAAAAAGGGACUCAGCCAGCCCCUACUGAAGUGCCUACACCCCGAACAAAUGGAUUACGUGCUCAAGGAAGUCCACGAAGGGUGCUGCGGCCAUCAUAUCGGGGGCAAAGCCCUAGCAAGAAAACUCAUCCGAGCUGGAUACUACUGGCCGUCGAUGAUGGAAGAUUCCAAAGAAUUUGUAAUCACUCGAUUUGGCAUCCCAGAAGUCGUCAUCUCGGACAACAGGACACAAUUCACUGACAAAAAGUUCAUAGAAUUCCUCAACGGCCUGGGUAUAAAGCAGAGGUUCUCUUCAGUAGAGCACCCCCAGACAAAUGGACAAGUCGAGUCCGUAAAUAAGAUAAUCUUACAAGGCCUCAAGAAGCGUCUGGGUGACAAAAAAGGUGCAUGGGCUGAUGAACUCGCUUCAAUCCUUUGGUCUUACCGAACAACCGAGCAAUCCUCCACGAGAGAAACCCCUUUCCGCCUGACAUACGGAGUAGAUGCGAUGGUACCCAUGGAAAUAGGCGAGCCGAGCCCAUGA